This is a messenger RNA of Solenopsis invicta (red fire ant), 3169 nucleotides long. RefSeq lists its product as uncharacterized. The coding region runs from base 74 to 2728 and encodes 884 amino acids. NCBI's taxonomy places the organism in Eukaryota, Metazoa, Arthropoda, Insecta, Hymenoptera, Formicidae. The record is from RefSeq and is a predicted model, not a curated record. The transcript is spliced from 2 exons.
GCCGCCUUUGUUACUAUUAUUACCUAUUUCACGAGUCUUAUUCCUUUAACUUCAAUUUACGCAGGCUGAAACAAUGCGUUAUCAUACUCACAACGGUUUCUUUAACUUUAUACAUUCUGUUUUUGGACCACAUGCAAAAUCGCUACUCAAAGAUUGGAUCAAAUACAAUAAGAUCUAUAUCAAAUGCACUUUAAGGGAAAAAUUUUUAAGAUUUUGCCAAACUCACAAUAUUGUACCUACACAUUUACACAAUAUUUAUAACUCCGAACCGGUCUUUCAUCAUCCGAAGAUAAAGACGAAAUUCCAACAUAACAUUGACAUGUUUAUAAUGAAAACAUUACGUCUCGAAAUUAAUGACACAUGUAGGCUUACUAAUUACUCUCGUCUGCGCAUUUUCCGUCUCGCUCGUGGCAUUUCGAAUUGCUUGCCUUUCCAAACAUACAAUUCCUUCUUCCGUAAACAACAUGUUUCUUUACAAUCCUUUUAUAACACUCAACAUCAAAAUAUGAACAAAAAAAUUUCCUGGUUAUUAGAAAAACAUAACAAAUUCAAACACAGACAACUCCUGCCUAUCCAAUAUUAUUACAAUAUUCCUGAUACACACAACUCGAUUUCCUCUCCUUCCAUCUCUGCCCACAGUUUCUCAUUUUCACACACUCCCACCACGUCCGACCUUGACACUCUUUCAACAAAUAAAAUCAAUUUAGAUCCUCAGAUUUUUUAUAACAAUUUACCGAGCCCUUCCCUCACCUCCAUAAGAGAUAAAUGGCUAUCCAAUUUGUCUUCUACAGACAUCCCCGAGGAUAUUCAGUGCUUCUUACAAUUGGGGGACAAUUUCUCUCUUCCUUGUAAUAAUUAUAAAAAUAUUCUUUUUGAGUUCAUCAAGAGCAUUGAGAACAAUAUUAAAAAAUUACCGGAUUCCACACGCUCAGAAAUCAGAAACCACUCCAUUCCCAUCAUUAACAAAUUAAAAUCUUUUUCUAGCCAUUCUGCUUCCAACUCCGAAUUUUUCAAACUCAUUUCCAAAACCAAAGAAUUUCUUUCUAAUAACCCCGAUUUAAUUCUUACUAGAGCAGAUAAGGGCAACACUACUGUCGCCAUGAAUCGUCUUGACUAUAAAAAUAAAAUGACUGCAUUACUGUCAGACGAAGAUACAUACAAAAAAAUUGCCAAAGAUCCUAUCCGACAAAUAACAAGCAAGUCGAGGUUGCUUCUUGCGAGAUGGAGAGAUUCUGAUUAUAUAUCCAAUGUAAAAUACAGAACACUUUAUUGUAGUGAUGGGACACUCCCGAGAGCCUAUGGGUUGCCAAAGCUGCAUAAAGUCGGUAACCCUCUACGAAUUAUUAUAUCCUCCAUUGACAGUCCACUGUAUGAUCUUGCUAGUUAUUUGCACACGACAAUAUCCAAGAGCGUACCGGAGGCAAACAGCCACGUUAGUGACAGUUUUCAACUGGUGAAUAAGCUUUCCGGUGCACAGCUUGAUGAUAACUUUAUUCUUAUUUCUCUCGAUGUGGUAUCCCUUUUUACUAAUAUACCAAUCGAGUUAGCCAUUAACAGUAUCUCUAAUAGAUGGGAAUAUAUCUCAAAAAAUUGCAAGAUUCCUAAAGCCGAAUUUCUGAAUGCCGUACGCUUCGUCUUAGAAUCAACGUAUUUUAAAUUUGACGAUAUUACAUACAAACAAAACUUUGGCACGCCCAUGGGUUCUCCUUUGUCUCCUAUCAUCGCGGACCUGGUGCUGCAGGACCUUGAGACGGAGGUGCUAAGUGCAUUGGAUUUCCAAGUACCCUUCUUUCUUCGAUAUGUUGAUGAUAUCGCCACGGCGGUUCCUCGAGACAUGGUGAAUUUUACAUUAGAUAAAUUUAACUCAUUCCACCCGAGAUUACAAUUCACCAUUGAAAUUGGAAACGAAAGGUUGAAUUUUUUGGACACCACUAUCAUCCUGAACGAAAAAACUGUUGAGUUUGAUUGGUAUCACAAGCCAACUUUUUCGGGGCGAUACCUUAAUUUCCACUCUUGGCACCCUGUCUCACAGAAACGCGGCGUUGUCAUAUGUCUUGUCGACCGAGUUUUUCUUUUGUCCCACCCGAAAUAUCACAGGAAGAACUUGGAAUUCACCGUCAGCAUCCUUUUAGAAAAUGACUAUCCUCUUGACUUUAUUUUUAAAAUCAUUCGAGAACGACUCAGAUGCCUUUUCGUGGGGAGAUCAAAAAAACAGUUACUUGACAAUACAUCUGAAGAAUUAAAAAAAAUCUCUUGGUUCACCGUUCCGUAUGUUCCCUCAAUUUCAGAAAGAUUCAUAAAUAUUUUUAGAAAUUCCAAUUCAAAAACCGCUUUUUAUAGUUUAAAUAAAUUGAGUAGAUUCAUUAAGGUUCAAAAAGAUACUCUUCCAAUUUCUUCCUGUAAGGACGUUGUUUACAAGAUCUCAUGUCGUGAUUGCGAUGCGUCUUAUGUCGGACAAACUGGCAGACAAGUUAAAACCCGCAUUUCAGAACACCGUAACCAUAUUCGCAGAAACGUCUCUUCUCAGUCCGUUAUCACUGACCACAGGAUUGAGUGCGGUCAUGAUUUCGACUGGGAUGGCGUUAAGGUUCUCGAUCAUGAGAAAUCUUAUCAUAAGCGACUGAUUUCUGAAAUUUUAUAUAUUAAACAACAAUGUAACGGGCUCAAUUUACAAUCUGACACGGAUUUCUUACACCACGCAUAUUUAUCUAUUGUCGACAGUUUAUAGCUUGUUUUGCUAUCUAUUUAUCCUCAUCUGUAUGUUUGUUUAUCUCUCCGGAUAUCUGUUCGUACCGGCAGCACCAGUUCCCUUCUCAUUUCAAGUUUGACCGUUGUACAGACAAGACGUUCUCGAUUUGUCUCAAUUUCAAUUACUUAUUUAUUUACGCCUUUUGACAUGUGGUUAUUUGCGCUGACAAAAUUCUUUUGUACAUGGACAACUACUGACGUUGAGUCCGAAUCAUGUUCCGAUUUUCGAGCCUAACAACUCGUAUAAGCGUUACAUCUUCCGGAUGAGGAAGCCCUUCACCUCAACCUCAGCUGCGCCUUCGAAUUGUUACUGAAGAUGGCUCGAAUGAGCCGAAACGUUUAAUAAUAAAUUAUGUAUAUCUGAAAUCUUUACAGAUUAUUUACUUUUGCGCACCGUCUACCGCGCUUGACUCGUAUUCGC